Molecule: messenger RNA, 1844 nt
Organism: Syzygium oleosum
Lineage: Eukaryota; Viridiplantae; Streptophyta; Magnoliopsida; Myrtales; Myrtaceae
Exons: 5
Coding region: 70-1473 (467 amino acids)
Biological process (GO): translation
Cellular component (GO): ribosome
Molecular function (GO): structural constituent of ribosome
Source: RefSeq, a predicted model, not a curated record
CUUCUUCUUCUUCUUCUUCUUCACCCCCUACGUCUAGGGUUCCUCCCCCCCUGCAACGCUCCCGUUCCCAUGGCGCUCCAGCUCAGAAGCCGGCGGAGAUCCCUCCCCGGCCCUUCCCUCGUCCGCUUCUUCUCCGAGAAGCAAGACCCAGAUGCCGAAUCGCCUCCGCCGCCCAACUCCUCUCCCGACGAAACCGACUCGAAGCCGCAGUCUUCAACCCCACGCUUCUCUCUCUCUAACUACUUGAGCGACGUCAAAGCCAGGCUUCGACAGCAGCAGCAGCAGCAGCAGCAGCAGCAAUACAACAGACCCACUUUCUCGUCUUCGUUUCCGGCCUCGGGUGCGCCGGAGCAGCGGCCUUCGGGGAUCGCUUACGCCGAGAGAAUCCGGCAGAACCUCUCCGAGUUUCGCCGCCGGUCUGAGCCGCCGGGCCCCGUGGACUCCAAUGCCCGGCCCGUCACUUUCCAGGAGCUGUACAACCGCAAUGUGGUGGCGAGGAGCGGGGAGGCUGGCCCGGGUGGUCCCGAGCGGGGCGUCGCGAGGCCGGGCGCGAAGGUCUCCUGGGAUGGGAUUCGCGAGAGCCUGAAGAAGGUGGGGUCCAGUCAGAACGCCGCUUCCGACGCCCUUCCGAAGAGCGGGGACUCGAUGUCGCACUCGCGGUUUAGGGAUGCUCUGAAGAUGAGGCUGGGGCAGGGGGGCUCAGGGUCGGGCCCGGGCUUUGUGGCUAUCGGAGGCGGCGAGAAUUUGCCGCUGUCGGUGUUUGGGAAGGAGAUGAGGGAGAGAAAGGAAGGGGAAGGGAAAGGGAGCGAUGGCAGGUUGAAUACGGAGUUGUUGAGGACGUAUAGUUAUGCAGAUUUGGGAGGGAAGUUGAAGAUGUUGAGGUCAGAGAGCGUGGCCAAAGGUAGAGAUGGGAAGGGGUGGUUUUCACUGGAGGAGUUGAAUGAGAGGUUGGUGAAGCUGAGGGAGAUGGAGGAGAAGGAGUCCGAGUCACGGAUCGGAGGGGCUUCUUUCAGGGAUUUGAGGUUCAGUCUGUCCCAAAUGAAUGUGUCUGAGGAUGAGAAGACGAAGAGGACGACGCUCCAGAGACUAAAUGCAUUAGUACAGUUAGGGGGAACUCCAGACUUCAUGCUGCAUCCUCCAAAGGAACAUCUAGUUGAAAAGUACUUCCAUCCAGAUAACAUGUCUUCAGCAGAAAAACUGAAGAUUCAGCUUGCAGAAGUGAGGAACGAGUUUAAAAUGUCAGAGUCAGACUGUGGAUCUGCACGUGUGCAAGUGGCGCUGCUGACAACAAAGAUAAAGCAUUUAGCGAAAGCCUUGCACAAAAAGGAUAAGCAUUCUCGAAAAGGGCUUGAGGCAAUGGUGCAGCGAAGGAAGAGGCACUUGAAGUAUUUGCGAAGGACAGACUGGGAUUCAUACAGCCUGGUUCUCUCUAAGCUUGGUCUGCGCGAUAACCCGGACUACAAGAACGCAUGAAUGCAAGGAAGCAAACCAAGUCCCUUUCAUCUUUAGCGCAUCGAAUGAAACUCAGGAAUUCUGGUGCAUCAGAGGCUUGCGCGUUCUUUUGGGUCGGAGCGAUGUAGCCGGCACUCUUGUUUCUUUCGAUUUUAAGUUUCCUUUCACUUUAUUCUGAUUAUGAUGGUUCUUCCUUGGAAUGCAUCGUGUUCUUGAACCAGACUUGGCCAAAUGGGACAUGCAUUCUUAACAUUGUGCAAUAAUGUUGCUCAGCCACAGGAAAGAUGGCAAAGAUGUAGUUUUUAGGGGAUUUGCCUCAAAGUUGUUUUGAUUUUUGGGGACAAUAUGUUGCAAAGGGUGAUUGUUUGAAUUGGUUUUGCAAGUUGAAUUUA